AUGAAAGAACCNUACAACCGCGAAGUUGAACACAACGGCUCAGCAUUAUAUUAUAAUGGGGCUUCGGCCAGGAGAUUGAUGAAAGAACCUGGCCCUUGCUUAACUCCUUGUUCCGUAAACCGGUCGCUGGUUGAUCUGAUCGGACCCCGGACACGCGAGAGCCCAGCCGGGGAGGAAUGCAUGGUUCCCUGGCGGUUCAUGGGACGGACGUUCGCAGCGAGGACCGCUCGGCUAGGUCGCGCCAGAGGAGCUUCGAGUGACUUUCUUCUUUGCUCUUCGACAGCCCUAACAAGUCACUCGAAGCUCUGCCCUUUGCCCCGUGCUGUCUUCCUCCAGUUGCCCCCACCCAAUGGCCGAAAAACGUUGCAGUCAAUUGCCUUUCCCGUUUUCAUCAAACAAAAGACUACCAUACACGCCCUUUGCCGGCAAGCUACCCUCGCCUACCUCAUCUAUAGGCAUUUCUUUCUAUCCGCCCGCGCGCGAGAUCAGAUCGACUACUCUACUACCAUCAUGCCGAAGGUCUUUUCUUCACUUCAAUAG
Messenger RNA from Ilex paraguariensis (yerba mate), 540 nucleotides. The record is from the annotation of a GenBank genome assembly. NCBI's taxonomy places the organism in Eukaryota, Viridiplantae, Streptophyta, Magnoliopsida, Aquifoliales, Aquifoliaceae.